GCCGCCAUUUCUCGCGCUCUGUCGAAAAAUCUAGCUUUAGAUCACUCUUCUAUUCUCCACAAGGACGAAAAUGGCGGUUUUGGUUCGUUGCCCUUUUGAUUCAAAUCAUUUUAUGUCACCUGAAGCUCUCUUUCUCCAUUCACUUGGUUGCCCAAAUCCUCUUGACCUCACUCAGUUGAAUAAUGUAGAAGCCAUCAAUCAAAAGGCUCAAUUCGACGGCGGGUGCUUUGUUGUUCUUGACAUUGGAUGUGGUGUGUUCGUCGGAGGGAUCGACGAUGAGGACAAGCGUGCUUCUGCUGCAAUGUCAUCUUCAACUCUUCUCCUACCUUCAAAAGCUAUUAGUAAGCCAAAACUGUCCCAAGGUUCAAGGGAUUACACUCUAAAACAUGUGAAGAAGCAACAGUCUCUGUCCCACAGUCCAAAGACAAAAACAUCAGGUUUCACAGUCGCAACCGGGCAAGGAUCUCCAUCAGAUUCGCCUGGAACUAAUCGCUGGUUCAAACCAGAGAUAGAUGCUCCAUCACCAAUACGAUCAAUCCAGAUAGAAGAAAAAGCCAUGAAGGAUCUGCGCCGCUUCUACAGCAGCGUGAAGACAAGAGGGUCAUCGACGAAGCCUCUCAGCUCAUAUCUGCUGCUUUUAGCUGUCGGUGUUACCAAUUUCGCAGUCAAUGGAACCUCCGAGAAAGAUUGGGACUUGGUGAAAGAGAUGGGAGAGACGUAUCCUUCUGUUGUACCUUGCAUCGGACUACAUCCUUGUGAUACCGAUGAAAUUGGAGCUGAAACUGAAAAUUUUCUUGUGGAUGCUAUAGAAUCUUCUGAUUCCCCUCUACUUGGCAACGAAACUGCAGGAGAUGAAAAGUAUUUUGGAAAGAGAAGAAAAAUUGCUUCCUGGAGUAUAGCUCGUGUGUGCAUAGGUGUCCUAGGUCUUGCUUCAGCAGCUUCACCUGAGCGUCUUCCAAUGUUGUUUAUCAUCUUAACCACUUGGGCAAUAACUGCUCUAUGCGUGAGUUUGUUGGGUUCCCUUUUGGCUCAGCCACGAACUCAAAUACCAGUGAAAAGCACAAUAGCUAUUGGUGUGCUUGCUGCUGCGCUCGCAUUUUUCAUGGAUGUUGUACAGUUGUCUGAGAUGGUUUUCCCGGUUCAGUUAGAGACAGUGUUACUAGAAGGAGCAUACAUGCUUCUUUAUGCAAGGCUGGAGCUGCGCUUGGGGAGAAGGAACCUUGAAUGGCCAUAUGAGGCAUCUUUUUUUGGAGAUUUGGACAAACUUCCUGUGUUCUUAGCUCGACAAACUAGUAUACCCGGGGUUGGUAUUGUGGUUGAGCCAUGUGCAGCACUUUUGAUUAUGAUUGUUACGAUACUACUAUGUUUUGGGAUAAAGAAGAGUUCAUUAGUACAAGCAAUCGUAACAUCAGUGAAUGUUUGCAAGUUGGUUUUCAUCAUAGUAGUUGGUGGAUAUUUAGCUUGCAAGACUGGAUGGGUUGGAUAUGAAUUUCCGAGUGGUAGUUAUUGUUGGAUUAGUCCCAUACUAUUCAUUGAAUCCUUAUACUCCUUUCUGCUCUACAUUUGGAGACAGUGGGAUGCAAUAAACAGCCCACGAAUUUUCAUGACAAUGGCUAGGGAUGGAUUGUUGCCGGCUUUCUUUUCAGAAAUUAGCCCACGAACUCAAGUACCAGUGAAAAGCACAAUAGCUAUUGGUGUGCUUGCCGCUGCGCUCGCAUUUUUCAUGGAUGUUGCACAGUUGUCUGAGAUGGUUAGUGUAGGCACUCUAAUGGCAUUCACUGUCUUUGCAGCCUGUGUGCUAGUUCUUAGAUAUGUGCCACCAGAUGGAGUUUCCCUAUCAUCACAUUGGUCACUACUAGAAUCGGUUAUGGUUCUCCCAAACUCAUACAAUGACCAUGGAGCUGCGCUUGGGGAGAAGGAACCUUUGGGUGGCCAUAUGAGGGAUGCUGCAACUGUCAUGCUCUCCGGUCAAGUUGCUGAUGGUUUUGCUACAAUCUUCAUUGGUGAAUUGAUUGAUAGAUUUGGGCAUUUCAAAAUUUGGCAUGCUGCAGGAUCUAUAUUACUUGCUAUCUCAUUUUCUUCGGCUAUCUUCAAUGUAGGAUGGGCUGCUACUCAGGUUUCUCACAUGGCUAUAGUUAAUUGCAUUACAUUGAAUUCAACAAGCAGAGUAGCACUAGCUAACAAGCUCCUUAUCGUUGGAUUGUUUAUUCAUCCAUCACCGUUGGCUGCUGUUUUGUGGUCAUAUGUCUUAUGGGGACAAAGGAACCAAGGCACUUCACCAAAGGUCGAUGUAAACAUCAAACAAUAUUUUUACUUCUCGGUGACAAGAUAUGGGUUAGGACUUGUUCCAGCUCUAUGCUCGCUUGUUGGAGUUGUUGAAACAUAUUUUAUGGAACUCAAUAGCACAAUUCUAAAGCCUCGGUGUCAAUCGCUACUACUAGAAUGAACAGAAGGAAGAUACACAACGCUUCUGGUCUGGUAAAACACAUAUAGCUCAAAACUUGGUUACUAUUUGACAGUGAUAUGUUUCAGUCUGCUAAUUUUUUGUUCAUAAGGAUGUGUUUAUAUCACACGGCGACAUGCAAUACAUUUGUACAAGAAUUACUUAAAGUCAUUAUAAAAUAUUGCCGGUUUUUAUAAUGUUGUCUACUCUUUAAUCGCUUUCUUCACUCAAUUUUCCUUGUCUGAGACCCUGAAGAUGAAUAAAGAAUGAGUCUUUGU
Messenger RNA from Arabidopsis arenosa, 2721 nucleotides. The record is from the annotation of a GenBank genome assembly. Lineage: Eukaryota; Viridiplantae; Streptophyta; Magnoliopsida; Brassicales; Brassicaceae.